AUGGCACAAACAAUGUCCCGACUAGACUCUCUCGACCCGGCACUACCCAACCCAUGUCAUCUGUUUGCGAUAAAGCAAUACGAGUGCGCGAUCCAGGGCGGCGCAGUCGAGUGCUGGCCAUUUGAGCGCAUCUUCCGGCAAUGUGGCAAUGGUCCAGCGCUCGAGGUGACGAACCGCAUCAUUAGCGACAAGGGAGAGCACCCAGUCGUCGACCCAAAGUUCAUCGUAUAUCCUCCCAAGGGGAGCAGGAGCUUUUUUGACAAGUAG
Messenger RNA from Cutaneotrichosporon cavernicola, 267 nucleotides. RefSeq lists its product as uncharacterized. The transcript is spliced from 4 exons. The record is from RefSeq and is a predicted model, not a curated record. Bases 1 to 267 code for a protein of 88 amino acids. NCBI's taxonomy places the organism in Eukaryota, Fungi, Basidiomycota, Tremellomycetes, Trichosporonales, Trichosporonaceae. Gene Ontology annotation, cellular component: mitochondrial inner membrane peptidase complex.